AUGAUUGGCGAGAAUCCGUUGACUGUUGCGAACCUUGAUAUCGUAGGUGCGAUAGCUCCUACGCUCACUCCUCUGAUGAAUAAGCUUUUCCGGCAGCUCUGCGAUAGAGCACAGAAUCAUAUCCUGAAGGCAAAAUGGCAGCAGAAGUACUAUGCAGACACAAAGCGCCGAGCCGUGGAGUAUGCAGUGGGCGACAAAGUUUGGCUCAGUAGCAAGUGCUUACCGCCUUUCAACAGCUGCCCUAAGUUUGAGCCCCAUUACCGCGGACCCUUUGAAGUCAUCGAAGGCAUAGAGACCGUCGCUUACCGUCUCGCUCUGCCUCCCACCUAUGAAUGCCACAACGCUUUCCACGUUUCGCAGCUAGUUCCCCACCGCCCGCCCCCUCCCGACAUGGUUCUCCCGGAAGCCGACGCCGCCUGGCCUACUAUCCGCGAUUCAGCAGGCAAUCCAACAGAGGAUUAUGAAGUCGAUUAUAUUAUGGACCAACGCGGCUCGGGGGAUGAAGCUCAGUACCUCGUGAAGUGGCGCGGGACCCCUGAAGGUCAAGCCACAUGGGAGCCCGCUCACCACCUUACAAGCUGCCCGGCUUUGCUUCGCGGUUGGCGCCGCCGCCAACAAAGACGUCUUCAGGCUCGAAACAAUCUUGGUCCUUCCGAGGCGUAG
Eimeria necatrix is the source of this 663-nucleotide messenger RNA. RefSeq lists its product as hypothetical. The record is from RefSeq and is a predicted model, not a curated record. Bases 1 to 663 code for a protein of 220 amino acids. The transcript has a single exon. NCBI's taxonomy places the organism in Eukaryota, Apicomplexa, Conoidasida, Eucoccidiorida, Eimeriidae.